AUGCCAGCCAACUACAUCAUCGAGCAGGACGAAUACGAUUCUCUGCGUUACACACCAUGGCAGAACGGGAUGAUGGAUCCUAGUCCUGCUCUAUCACAUUUCCUUCCAGCAAAGGCUCCUUUGAGCACCAUGCAAAUCAAUGUCGCCGACGAGCAGAUUGUGAAGAACAUCACCGAAUGGAUGUCAUCAUCCGAUAUGGACUCACCAAACUCCAUCUCUCCCAGCGCUGGAUCUGUCACGCCUGCUGCUCGGGGCGUCUACUCGCAGCAAGGACUCAUCAAUGUCCUUUUCUUUUCCCGUGCCUCACUUGAACGAAUGGUCAAGGAAGAAGGCAAGGCGGUAGUGGAGUUGUUGCGAUUGAUGAACGAAACUCGACUCGCCGGUCGUCUUUGCACGCUUUUGGAAAGCAUGGAGGUGGAACUGGGCUCUCUGAGCUAUGCGAUAGAGGAAAUGCAGUUGACCAUGGAAUAG
Penicillium odoratum is the source of this 471-nucleotide messenger RNA. RefSeq lists its product as uncharacterized. The transcript has 4 exons. Bases 1 to 471 code for a protein of 156 amino acids. The record is from RefSeq and is a predicted model, not a curated record. Lineage: Eukaryota; Fungi; Ascomycota; Eurotiomycetes; Eurotiales; Aspergillaceae.